AUGGAGGAUGAAGUCAAGGCGCAAGGAAAUGGGGAGGUUGAUGCAAUGCGUCUCAUUUCUUCGAAGAAGCGCUCGCUGCUGCCGAUCCUGCCGCAGUAUCCGAUGCCCGCGGGAGCUCUAGCUGUUGAUAAGGAAGACACUCGAGUAGUGUACUUGGCGCCGUUGAUGUCGACAUCGAACGAGAUUUUCUUCUCCAAGCACAAGAAACUAUUGAAAGGGGCCAGCAACGCGGUACCCAAUAAUGAAAAACAACAAGGAGAAGAUGAGUCUAAGAAGCUGGCGCUGGCGUCGCUGGAGCGGCAAUUAGCUAAGACUAAACCCCCUGUACAACAAUUGGGAUCUCUGAACCAACAGCCCUCGUCGAGCGCGUUUGACGUUCCGUCACCGGACGGGCUAAAUCGCAGUAACGUACUAAAUGUCACUACAACGGAGGCUGGUGCUGCGGUAACGGCGGAUGAUCAACUGAAGAAAAUGAAGCAGCGGCUUAAGCUGCUACCGAUUUCAGAUGAUGACCACGCUGCUUUUUGGGAGACAAUUCGGGGCUAUGAGCGCAUGCGAGCGUACUAUCACCGGACUGUAUUAGCUGGUGGUGCUUCGUCUCCGAUGGGUUUCAACAUGGCAGCAGCUUUUAAGAAAAUGCUACUCCAAGAGCGACACCAACAGUGGGUUAGCACACACGAAAAUCGACUCGAAAACAACAGAAUCAGGAAGGCACAAGAAGAUGAAAAUUAUGAGCGCAGGGUGAUUGAGGCUUCCUCCGAGUUUCGAGCCCAGACACGCCAGCAAAAACGUAUACGUGAGCAGUUACUGUACGAAGCGCAAAACAUGCAGCCCAUUGUAAUGCUGAGCGCAUUCACGCAAAAAAUGCUGAAUAUGCUUAGACUACACUGGAGCCAGCAUCGUCUAGAAAGCCACCUUUCGCGGACCAUCCGAAUCUGGAGGCAGCAUCGCGUAGUCAAGCACAAGAACGCGAGCGCAGCACAUCUUCUAAUUGAGUGGCUUCAGAAAAGCGUGGCUGUGAAAAGUGUCGGCUUUCGCGUUUUCAGAGGAUUGCGGAUCUUUAUACGUCGAGUAAAACUCGUUCAAGGGCUGUGGCGGAUGAAGCAAGGCACUCGAAAACUUAAGUUCCUGAUUAUUGAAAAAGCAUGGAUUGAACUAGAAACUCAAUACGUCGAUGCCGCAAUCGAAGAACACGAGGACAAACAGUUCGAGGCAAGGCUUGGAUCCAGAAAAAAGCGCGAUGUCUGGAUGAGUUUCGUUCCAGAAUCAUUUCGAACGCCAGUCAUUCUCGAGUUUCUGCACAAAGUUGAAAAAGAGUACCAAGAGAAAUUCCGCAGACAAGAGGUUGAUUUUUUUCCUCAGCUAGUUCAGACACUCCGAGGUGAACAUCCCAAUCGAGCUAGAACCUACAUCCGAGCCGUGGCGACUCAGCACGCGUUGUGCGGUAGAGUUGUUGAAACUUUACUGCGGUACCCCGGGGCAGUCGGCAACGAUGUUGUCGUCGUCGAGCCUUUUGACGUUCAUUUGGCACCAAUUAGUGAACUGAUAAAAGUAGGCCGUGUCCGGUAUAGUAACCGGCCAACUUCACGAUCGCCCGUUCGAGCUUAG
Molecule: messenger RNA, 1608 nt
Organism: Phytophthora nicotianae INRA-310
Lineage: Eukaryota; Oomycota; Peronosporomycetes; Peronosporales; Peronosporaceae
Exons: 4
Coding region: 1-1608 (535 amino acids)
Source: RefSeq, a predicted model, not a curated record